AUGAGAGUAGUCAUUCAAAAAGUCAAGAAUGCCUCGGUCACAGUCGAUGAGAAGGUUAUAUCAUCGUACGUACCACAUAAGCUCGAGUAGUAAUCUGUUUUUUUUUUUGUUUUUGCCAAUCAAAGUCACUAAUUUUUUUUUUUUUACUUUUUUAUCGAGAAUCGGCAAAGGGUUGAUGAUACUAGUUGGCAUUACAUCCUCGGAUACCAAGGAUGAUGUCCUCAAAUUGAGCAAGAAACUACUCGCGCUUCGAGUGUUUGAAGAUCUGGCGCAGCCGGCCGACACUCUGACCAAAUGGUAUGGCAAGCCGUGGGCGAAAUCAGUCGCUGACAUCCAAGGUGAGAUUUUAUCAGUUUCUCAAUUCACCCUCUACGGCACACUCAAAAAGGGAACCAAGCCCGACUUCCAUAAAGCGGCCAAGGGAGAUGAGGCUGUGCCGUUGUAUGAGAUGUUGUUGGAGGAGUUGAGGAAGGGGUUGGGACAGGAAAAGGUCAAGGACGGCCAGUUUGGGGCGAUGAUGGACGUUGCCUUGGUGAACGAUGGACCCGUCACGUUAGUAUGGGAUACACUGGAUAACACCUUGUGA
Molecule: messenger RNA, 586 nt
Organism: Lodderomyces beijingensis
Lineage: Eukaryota; Fungi; Ascomycota; Pichiomycetes; Serinales; Debaryomycetaceae
Source: the annotation of a GenBank genome assembly